AUCCUAGAAAAUUUGACGCUGAAUCCGCCGCGCAAACUAAACCAAAGUCCGCCUUCGCAGCCGCCGACUCCGCCCAGUACGCCACUGUCACCGAAGGCUCAUGAUGUCCUAAACACCAAGUAUACCUCAUCGUCCGUACCUUUUCUACCUAACCUAACGAUAACUCAAACGUCUAGUCCUAGUAUACCUCACAACUCUAACCAGAGCUGUCAGAGAGGUCCGCUGGACCUCGAUACGAAAAAACGCAAGAUCUCAUCCCACUACACGAACGGCACUGCGCUCAAUUUUUCGCACAUAGACGUCGAAAGUAUGCGGAUCAAGGGCGGCUCGGAAAGCAAUUCGGGUGACCCAAAAUUGAUUGGACAUUCCAGCCAACACAGUCCUGGGGCCAUGUUUUCUCCAAGCUUAAUGCAAUUUCCUGUGUCGAAAUCGGAAGAUGGCAGUCCGCCCCCAAUGGAAAACAACCCUAUAAGUGCUAUGUUGGCCCAAACGAUGGCUUCGUCGCAUUCGAGAGAUUCCAGCCAAUCGCACCUCAUGAUGAACAAGACUCAGAGCCAAGUAGACUACUCGAAGUAUGUAAGAAAAUUCUCGUCGUCGUUAGAAUGCGGGAGCACCUACUGCAAAGAUCUAAACUACAGGCAAGCUUUACAAGAGCAUUUCCACUGUUUAGACUGCAACUCGCGCGUCUUCAUCAAGAAAGAAGAGAUGAUCCGACACUUCAAGUGGCACAAGAAACGCGACGAGUCGUUGCAGCACGGCUUCAUGAGGUACAGUCCGCUGGACGACUGCAGCGAUCGCUACGCGAAUUGUUCCCACAACAAAAAACAAACCCACUACCACUGUAUAAAAGAAGGCUGUGAUAAAGUGUACAUAUCGACAUCUGAUGUCCAAAUGCACGCAAACUACCACCGGAAAGAUUCCGCCAUCAUCCAAGAGGGCUUCCAAAGGUACAGGGCCACCGAAGAAUGCGGUGCUUCGUAUUGUUCAUUUUUCGGACAAAGAACAACUCACUUCCAUUGCAGACGGUCCGGUUGUAGAUUCACGUUCAAAAACAAAUCGGACAUGGAAAAACACAAGACUUACCACAUCAAAGACGAGCAACUGAGCAGGGACGGCUUCAAGAAAUUCAUGAAGAACGAAGUGUGUCCGUACGAGAACUGUCGCUUCUCGAAAGUCUGCAACCACAUCCACUGCAUCCGGCCCCAGUGCAACUACGUCCUGCACAGUUCCGGCCAGUUGUUCUCCCACAAACGGAAACACGAGCGCAAAGAUUCGGAACUGGCCUACCGGAAGUACAAACUCGCGCAGAGCAUGAUGAAAACGUUACAAGACGGUAACUUAGGUUUGGGAACGCUUCCACGGGAAUACGAUCAGCAACUCGAAGGACUCAAUCUCAGCAUGUUCCAUCAAGGAUCCAUGUCCACAUACUCGAACCUUUCCAAUUCCGAAAGCAUGAGCGAAAGGAAUUCUCCUGUUAGUUACGAAGAAGGCGAAUCUUCGUCGGCCAUAGAUCUCAGUGGAAACGAUUUUAAUACGAUGCCCCAAGAGGAGGCACCCAGUUGGAACGGCGAAGAUUUCUGGCGGAAAUACUGCCAAUACUUCGGCUCACAGGAGAGUUGUGUUGAAAAAUGCGAAUAUUCCUACAGCGAACAUUUUCACUGCGUUUUGGAACAUUGCGAAAUGGUAUUUAAUUCCAAAGACGCUGUUCGUGAACAUGCCAGAAACCACGAGCAACAAGAACAAGUAACAGAAACGUUCUUUGUUGCGGUUCCUCAACACGGUGGCACUUGCGAAGAGUCCUGUUUAUAUCAGGAUAAGGAGAAGCAUUAUCACUGCAAUAUUGAAAAUUGUCGGGAAGUGAUACUGGCAACGGACAAGCCGUUCAAGAGGCUAGAGCAUUAUAAAAUGCAUGAGUAUUCCCGAAAACUCAGUUUAACUAAAGAUCCACUCACAAUGACCUACUUGGCAACAUCAAUUGACGGCAUGUUUUGCAGGAAACGUGGAAGACCUCCCAAAAAUCGAGUCAUAGAAGUUUGGAACGACUAUGCACCUAUGGGCAGCCAGAGUUUAAUGGACUCGCCUCAAGCCAUUUUUACAAGCUUUAAACUUCCCAAGCCUUCGGCAACAGUUCCAUCCAAUACCAAAGAAAAUGAUCAGCACGAUUCCAACGACGAAAGAUCGAACAGUCCAACCAACAAUCAAACUCACGAUUGCUCCCUUCAGGGAUUCGAUCUGUACAACGAAAACACAAAAUGCCCCGAUUCCUUAUGUCCUUAUUUGGGCAACGUUCACUACCAUUGCAAUCAGAACCGGUGCUUGUAUGUAACAGAAAAGGAAGACUUGCUAAUAAUGCACAGCAAGGAUUUUCACGACAACAUAGAAAUUUUGGACGGCUUCGAGUUUUACGACAGAAACGUGGACUGUCGUUUGCCCAAUUGUCCGAGCAACAAGACCAAUAGACAUUUUCAUUGUACGAGACCAAACUGUAACUAUUCCUUCGUCCAAUAUUCUUCAAUGGCUAUACACAACCAAAAGCAUAUCGACGAAUCUGAACAUCAAAAGUUAUACGGUAGUUUGAAUCAGAUUAGGGUGAAGAGUGAACCUGGUGCUGAAGAGAAACCUUGCGACAACAUACCGGAGAGCCAACAACAAUUUCGGGCAAUCAAUUUGAGUCAAAGUACGACGACUACAGACAACAAAGUGUCGGUGGUAAAGGCUUCAGGGACUUUUUAUCCUCUUUCAACAAUUCCAACUGCUGAGGGCCAAAAAUCCCCUGAAUUAAAUAAAUUCGUACCAGCAGAAAAUUCAACACUCGAUUCACCUUCAUCCAAUAUGGGAAGUCAAACAUUGUACGGGCCAGAACUGAGUUGUAGUCGACCAUUUUGUAAACUCAAAAGGAAGUUCCAUUACCAUUGUAACGCCUGCAAUCAGGCUUUCUCUGAGGUGGACAAAUUAGUCACUCACGUGGCGAAACACAGCACUGGUGCCUUAAGUGGUCAAAUGCAGGAAGAAGUUCAGCAACAUCAACAACCCAACCCCCUAACGAUCCCCACCACAUCCUCAUCAACUCCCACGCCUCCCACGUCAAAACCUGAACCCAAAAUUAACGUCGCUCCUUUGCAUUCCCUCCAAAACCCACCAAUACCAAAAUCCGAACCUGAAACGACAGCAUCUUAUCUCACCACGCCCACAUUUGAUGCAUACAGUCACUUCACCAAUUUCAACACCAACCUCGCAACCCAAUUUGCCCUAAUGUCCCAACAGCAAGGAAUCCAAUCGGCUUUUCUACCCCAAAGCUUGUACCAAAACGCUGGAAUCCCCGCACAGCUCAUGUUUCAACAUGGAUCUUUGAUGCAGAGUCCCCUGCUUCCUCCUCAGAACCCCUUCGGAAGCGAAAGCAUGACCUCGCCCUUGGCCGCGAUGGCAGCCAACUUGAACAAAAGAACAAUGAGCCCCCACGAACUGUCGCCAGAGCAAAAGAAAGCGAGGCUGCAAUCUUCAAUGAGAAUCUUGAAAGACGAACCGGUACCUGAAGGAUAUCUUAGGUUUAAAUUCAAUGAAGACUGUCAAUAUCCGCACUGCGGAUACAGGGAACACCAAACGCACUUCCAUUGUCAAAGGCAAGACUGCGGUUAUAGUUUUUGUGACAAGACCAGGUUCGUCCAGCACACUGCCCGCCACGAACGGUUGGACACCCUGAUGGGCGGUGACUUUCAACAGUACAGGGCCAACGUGGCCUGCGGUAGACCCGAAUGCGCCUACACCACCAACCUUGGAUCAACGCAAAAUAAGGCGUCCCACUUCCACUGUUUAAAAUGCGAUUUUGUGUGCACGGACACUAACAAGGUGGUCGCCCAUAGGCGCCAACACCAAAAACUCGACUCGAUCCAGGCGGCUGGGUUCGAAAAAUUCACUCCCAGCCAGCAAUGUAAAAUAAUCAAUUGCCAACAUAGCGGCAAACAAACGCACUAUCACUGUCUGUCGUGUCAGUACGCGGUCCUUGGCUUAGCCCAAAUGUCCGCACACAAAUAUAGACAUUUAGAAGGCUAAUUAAAAAUCGCAACGGCCGUUUUUAACGUUGGAAAUCUUUAUGGGGGAACCCUAAAUAAAUAGAAUUUAUUCUUAUUGAGAGUACAACUUAUAUUUAUUUAAGUAUUUAAGUUCGAUACUACUUAAAAAUAUUUCACUCAUUAUUUAUGAACUUUAUCAAGAUAAUUUGUUAAAUCGUUGAUAAUAUAACAUCCUUAUAAUAUCCACAAACAUUUCCAACGCUAAAUUUUCCUUUUUUUUCCGGUGAAAAAAAACCAACUUAAUAACUCGCGAUUUAUCUAAUAAGUACACAUAGAACUUAAGAAACAAUUUCCCAGUUAUUUCGUUAGUUUUACUGGCCCCUCUGUACAUAGAUGUGUAAAAUAAUAAUAUUAUUAUUAUUAAUUAAUUACUUCAAAUUAGUUUCGUAGAAAUAACGAGUUCUCUGAGGCUUAGGUUGACAUUAAAUGUGGCUCCCCGAAAAGCCAUUAGUCUUUUGUUUUUUCUUUUCUUUUUUUGUUUUGAAUAAAGCUUUAUUUUUGGUUUUUCACCGUACGAAAAACAAAUGAACUGUAUAUAGGUAUAUACAUGCAUGUAAAAGGCAGCUUAUAUAGCAGCAAAAUGACAUAAAUAUUUUGCAUGUUGUCGAACGACUUUAUCAAAGUCGAAAAAGUGGCUGGAUAAAUAAAAAUAGCAAAUUAUCUAAA
Agrilus planipennis (emerald ash borer) is the source of this 4736-nucleotide messenger RNA. Its product is annotated as zinc finger protein castor homolog 1-like. The record is from RefSeq and is a predicted model, not a curated record. Gene Ontology annotation, cellular component: nucleus. Gene Ontology annotation, molecular function: RNA polymerase II transcription regulatory region sequence-specific DNA binding; DNA-binding transcription factor activity, RNA polymerase II-specific. Gene Ontology annotation, biological process: regulation of neuron differentiation; positive regulation of transcription by RNA polymerase II. The transcript has 13 exons. Lineage: Eukaryota; Metazoa; Arthropoda; Insecta; Coleoptera; Buprestidae. Bases 310 to 4050 code for a protein of 1246 amino acids.